AUGCUUGCACAGCAGGCGCACUUCUGCUUCGGCGCCGCGCCGACGGGGCAGACGCGAUGGGUGUAUGUGCCCUUGUUCUUGCUCGAGAUGCUGGGAAGCUGUUGGGAUACUUGGCACGUUGAAAGGGUGAGAUGCGACGGUGACAUCGGUGGAAUACAAAACGGCGACGUGAAUUGUGAUAACUGA
This is a messenger RNA of Sparassis crispa, 186 nucleotides long. RefSeq lists its product as hypothetical. Lineage: Eukaryota; Fungi; Basidiomycota; Agaricomycetes; Polyporales; Sparassidaceae. The transcript has 2 exons. Bases 1 to 186 code for a protein of 61 amino acids. The record is from RefSeq and is a predicted model, not a curated record.